AUGUUGCCGCCUUUCCUCAUCCUGUCACUCGUCGUGAAAUCCUUGGCGUCGAGGAAUAUCGUCCCGAGUAUAGGCAAGCCGGACUCCCAUCUAGAGUCCCUAGGGGGCAUCCUGGAAGGUCCUUUGGCAGGGUGGAAUGCGGUGUUCUACCUCGACCCCAGUCUGGAGGCGCAUGUCUGGGAAUACGUUCGAGGUCUUCUCACCGGCUGGAACGCAUCCCACGUCUUGGUCGACCUGGGGUCGGACGGCGCUCUGUGGUCGGAGGGGCAGUCGCUGGAACUGCUCCGGGGGGCCUUCAUGGUCCACGUGGUCGUGUUCCAGAACGACCCAACACCUUUUUUUGAAGCGGUUUCCUUCCAGUGGAAUCCUCAGUACCUACUUUUCUUCAGUGUGUCGAACGAGACCAAGAGUAACUUGCUUCUGGAAGAUGCCUUCAAGGGCAUCGAGAGAUUACUGCUUGUUGAGAAGACAUACCUUACAAGCUAUACAAAUAAACUCAUGUCAGGAAUGUUUACCUCGUUUCCGUUCGAAGAGAGAAAGAUCAAGCUCACUGGCAGCUGGAGCAACACGAAGUUUGCCUCAAAGGAAGACCUCUUCGUCGACCGCUUCGAGUCGUUCAGAGGUUACGAGUUCCAGCUUGGAACUUGGUUGGACGACUACCCUUACCUCUAUCAGUCGAAGACGAAGCCAGAGGGUUACGGCGAUGGCUUAGAGGUUGAGAUGCUCGACGCCAUGGCCAAAGUGCUAGACUACAAGUACAACUUAACGAAGGUAUCACCUGACAUGAUGUGGGGGGCGUUCGAGAAUGGAUCAUGGAACGGGAUGCUGGGGAUGGUGCACCGCAAGGAAAAGAACUUCACCGUCAACUACUUCGUCAUCACAGGCGAGAGAAUCGACGCCUUCGACGCCACCGUCUCCUACUGGAUGGAGGGAUUUGGGAUGUCGUUGAUGUCCCCGCCGCCGCUUCCGAAGUGGAGGGGAGCUUACUAUCCUUUCACGCCCUACAUGUGGUUCUACCUUGCCGUCACCUUCGUCAUCGUCUUGAUUAUCAUGUCAAUACAGGAUAUUCUGCAGCCCGAGCCCUUUCUGGGUGGCGUGGGCUCCACGUGGUCGUACCUCCUGCGGGCGAUGUUCAACAACAGCAUCCCGCGCCUGCCGAAGGCCCAGUGGCAGCGCCUGUUCGUGGGGUCUUGGUGGCUGUACUGCUUCAUCGUGACCACCGCCUACACGGCCAACCUCAUCGCCUUCCUCACCAUCCCGGUCUUCCCCGGGCGCAUCCAGACCGUCAAGCAACUCGCAGAGAGCGAUUACAGGGUCUUCAUGUUCGAUUACGGGGAGUUCGUGCCAGGAGCCCUGAAGACGUCAAAGGACCCUUACUACAGGGCCCUCGGGGAUAGGCUGGACCUCUUCCAGAACUACAAUAACUCCGUAUUCCCCAUGCUGGACGGGACGUACGCUUAUAUCGAGAGCUUCUCUUAUAACCGUAUUCUUGUUUACGUGGAAUAUAAGGUGGAGAACUCGUACAUGUUAAGGGAGCAGCUGUACCCGGGCCACCUGUGCUGGUACUUCCAAAAGAACACGGCCUGGAAGUACAAGUUCGACCAUGGCAUACGACGUCUUGUGGAAUCCGGUCUGAUCGCACACUGGAUCGAGGUCAAAACCGAAGACUUCCUGGGCCGUGACUUCGACAGAAAGCAGAAGCUGCGAGCCAAGGAGAGGGAGAAACAAGCCCUGAGCCUCGACCACCUCCAGGGCGUGUUCUUCAUCCUCGCCAUGAGCUGGGCGGCGGGCGUCGUCGUGUUCGCCGGCGAGGUCCUGCGGUGUGAUCUCGACGAAUAA
This is a messenger RNA of Penaeus monodon (black tiger shrimp), 1839 nucleotides long. Its product is annotated as ionotropic receptor 21a-like. The record is from RefSeq and is a predicted model, not a curated record. The transcript is spliced from 5 exons. Gene Ontology annotation, molecular function: glutamate-gated receptor activity. Bases 1 to 1839 code for a protein of 612 amino acids. Lineage: Eukaryota; Metazoa; Arthropoda; Malacostraca; Decapoda; Penaeidae. Gene Ontology annotation, cellular component: membrane.